This is a messenger RNA of Alosa alosa (allis shad), 1337 nucleotides long. Its product is annotated as centromere protein Q. The transcript is spliced from 9 exons. NCBI's taxonomy places the organism in Eukaryota, Metazoa, Chordata, Actinopteri, Clupeiformes, Clupeidae. The coding region runs from base 134 to 943 and encodes 269 amino acids. The record is from RefSeq and is a predicted model, not a curated record.
ACGCAUGAGUGUUGGCCGAGUGUCAGUGCUAGUUAGCUAUGUACGCAUGCGCAGAACACAGCAGUUUGAAGAAUUUCCCGCGAAGGGCAAAUCAUAAACUUGCCUGUUUCCAUGGAGUGGCUUUGAUGAUUUGAUGCCAAUCAUUAUGAAGCCGGUUAGAGGAUCUGGAAGAAAAUCUACCAAAGCCCCGCAAGGCAGAGGACGGAGUACAAAAAAUGUUCCGACAACCUCUGAGGAGCCUGGUACCAGCAGUGAAGGAGUGAAGCAACAGCAGGUGAAGAAAAGGAAAAGGCCUCCAUCAUCAGCUGACAUAAACAAGUUCAGAGGCCGAGAGAAAUGGAAAGCGUUGGCCCAGCCUAUCAUUGCGGCCCUAGAUAAGAUGCUAGGGCUGUCAGUGCUCUCUGUCCUGUCAAUGAGAAUAAAGGAGAAAGAGGAGACUCAGAAACAUCUGAAUAUUUUGAAAGAAAGAUUCCUGGACCGCUGUGUCCAGCUCACAGUGCCCCCACGGAAACAAGUGGACCUGGGGCACGUGUCACGGCAGUACCAGGCAGAGAGCUUGAAGGCGGAAGAGGGGGAAAAGAGACUCGGGGCACUGACGGAGAACCACAGGUCUGUGGUCAGCACCCUGGAAGAGUUGGAGGUGACGAGAGACAGAAUGGACGAGGAAUGCAGGCUUCUGAGAUCCAGGAUGGAGGAGCAGGAGGAGAAAUCACACGAGGUUCUACAGAGGAGAGAGCAGACGGUUCUCCAUCUUCCUCCCCUGCCUCCUCGCUCUGAAACGGAACAGCCGCUGCAGGAGAGGCUGAUGAAGUUAUUGCCAAACAGGGAUGCUAUGGUGAAAUCGCUGCAGAACAUGCCAGAAAUCCAGCAGCUGAAUACUUUUAUGGAGCUUGCGCAUGAACACACCGACCAGCGCCUAGCCGCCCUCAACAGCCAUAAAUGAUUCAACCACCCUGUGGUCUGCCUCUCAAUAGUGCCUUUACACCAACUAUGCUCCUUGUGGUCUCCUUCUAAUCAAGACUGGGCUUCUGCACUUACCCCUAACCCCUUUUUUAAGCACCCAUAUGCAUUGAGUGUAGCUCUAAAACCCUGCUCUAACUGCCCCAUAUGCAUUGAGUGUAGUUCUGAAACCCUGCUGUACUGCCCCAUCCUACUCUGGGGCAUUUUUGCUCUAUUUGCAUCAAAGUGUUUGUCACUUUCAAACAGGAUCUUCUUUAUCAGAUAUCUCACCACUGUGUUUGUCACGUCACCUGUGUAGUGCAUGAUCAGAGCUGAAUCAAUGUUCACAACACCAGAAACUGUUGUUUUUCGUUUGUCUGUGCAUUUUUAGUUUUAAU